AUGGAAAAUCCGUACUUUACGAGCCCUCCAGAGGCAGCAAAUUUUUUUAUAAAAGCGCGAUCUUCUACCAUCUGUCUUGCCACCCAUCUCAAACACUCUUUUCAGUUGAAUCAAGUACACAUUAUGUCCGAAGAAUACCAACAACCUCCUGUUGAGGAAACCGAGCAACAAGCUCCAUCAACCAUCGAGUCCCAGGGUGCCCCUGCCGCUGAGGCUUCCGAAGCUGCCCAGGCCGCAGCUCCCGUUGAGGCUUCUGACGUUCCAGAGUCCCACGAGGCUCCACAGGCCCGUGCUCCAGCCUACCAUGACAGCCACAAUGACUACAACGAUCACCGUGGCCAGCCUCCCCACCGUAUGAUGGACGGCGAGCUGUCGACUACAAGACUGUUUGUGAGACCAUUCCCAUUCGAUGUCCAGGACUCUGAGCUCAACGAGAUCUUUGCUCCUUUCGGCCCUAUGAAGGAGGUCAAGAUUCUCAACGGCUUCGCCUUCGUUGAGUUCGAAGAGGCCGACUCGGCUGCUAGAGCUAUCGAGGAGGUCAACGGUAAGAGUUUCGCAAACCAGCCUCUAGAGGUCGUUUACUCUAAGGUGCAGCCUCCUAGAUACCGCAUGAUCCUCAGAAACCUGCCAGACGGUGUCGCUUGGCAAGAGCUGAAGGAUUUGGCCCGUGAGAACAACUUGGAGACCACUUUCUCCAGUGUCAACACAAGAGAGUUCGACGGUACUGGUGCGCUAGAGUUCCCAUCCGAAGAGAUUUUGGAGGACGCUCUGCAAAAGCUGAACAACAUCGAGUUCAGAGGGUCUGUGAUCACUGCUGAAAAGGACGACAACCCUCCUCCUAUCAGAAGAUUUAGAGGCGGUCCAAGAGGUGGUGGUUUCGGUGGCCGCGGCGGCUUUGGUGGCCGUGGCGGUUUCGGUGACCGCGGCGGGUUCCGUGGCCGUGGUGGUCCAAGAGGCGGCUUUGGCGACCGUGGUGGCUUCCGUGGUGGCCGUGGUGGUCGUGGCGGUUUCGGCGACCGUGGUGGAUUCCGUGGCCGUGGUGGUCCAAGAGGUGGCUUCGGCGACCGUGGUGGCUUCCGUGGUGGCCGUGGUGGUUACGGUGCUCCAAGAGGUGACUCUUACGGUGCUCCAAGAGGUUCCUACGGUGCUCCAAGGGAUGAGUACAGAGGCAGAGGAGAAGGUGGUGACUACUAUGGUUCUGCUCGUGAGAGAUCUCCAUCCAGGCAGUGA
Messenger RNA from Lachancea thermotolerans CBS 6340, 1230 nucleotides. It is a transcript of the gene NPL3, whose product is annotated as mRNA-binding protein NPL3. Bases 1 to 1230 code for a protein of 409 amino acids. The record is from RefSeq and is a predicted model, not a curated record. Gene Ontology annotation, molecular function: mRNA binding. The transcript has a single exon. Gene Ontology annotation, cellular component: nucleus; cytoplasm; ribonucleoprotein complex. Lineage: Eukaryota; Fungi; Ascomycota; Saccharomycetes; Saccharomycetales; Saccharomycetaceae.